UAAAUAGACAUGCAUAUAUAAUGUAUGAACAAUUUCACAGUUGAGUGCUCUUUGAAUCUCUUCUUAUAAACUGAUAAAAAUACACAAUGAGCAGGAGUUGUUAUGUGCUGGUUUUUGCUCUUCUACUUCUACUUGGUCUGUCAUCUCCAACUUCAGCUACGUCACCUACAAAAAUUGUUACUGGGGUUGUCUCCAAUGUGGUUUCUGCUCUUGUUAAAUGGCUAUGGUCCCUAAAAUCCACAGCCAAACCAGUGCAGCAUGGUCGCUCCAUGAUGAAAUUUGAGAGUGGCUACAAUGUGGAAACAAUUUUUGAUGGAAGUAAGCUUGGAAUUGAGCCACACUCAGUUGAAGUGUCUCCAGAUGGUGAAUUUCUGGUUCUGGAUUCUGAGAACAGUAACAUCUACAAGAUCCCAAGUCCAAUAUCCCGAUAUAGCAGACCCAAACUGCUUGCUGGAUCACCUGAAGGUUAUAUUGGACACAUAGAUGGGAGGCUUAGAGAAGCUAGAAUGAACCACCCUAAAGGAAUUACAGUGGAUGGGAGGGGGAAUAUUUACAUUGCAGACACACUGAAUAUGGCCAUCAGAAAGAUCAGUGAUGAAGGGAUUACAACCAUUGCUGGAGGUGGAAAAUGGGGCCAAGUAGGAGGCCAUGUUGAUGGUCCAAGUGAAGAUGCCAAGUUUUCAAAUGAUUUUGAUGUAGUUUAUGCUGGUAGGAGCUGCUCUCUUUUGGUGGUGGAUCGAGGAAACCAGGCAAUUCGAGAGAUCCAACUCCAUCAAGAUGACUGCACUAAAUAUAAAUAUGAUGAGUAUGACAAUGACAGUAGUUUUCACUUAGGAAUAGCUGUGCUUAUUGCUGUUGGAUUCUUUGGUUAUAUGCUAGCAUUACUGCAGUGGAGGGUGAGGGCCAUGUUUUCUUCCCCUGAUGAUCCAAGAGGUCCUUUAAGAACUAAAGGUACACCAUUUGCAGCAGAGCAUCAGCAGAAAAGGCCUCCUCCUCCUCCCAAGUCAGUGAGGCCUCCAUUGAUCCCAGCUGAAGAUGAAUUUGAUAAACAAGAUGAAGGCUUUUUUGUUUCUCUUGGAAGGCUUCUAGUGAACUCUAGCUCUUCCAUGGGUGAAAUUUUGGGAAGCUUUUUCACAGGAUCCAAAAGGAAACCACUCCCAUAUCAUCAGUACCACCAGCAUCAUCAACAGUACCAAUAUGCAAACAGACAUUCUUCUAAUCCAUGGCCAAUGCAAGAAAGCUUUGUCAUUCCAGAUGGAGAUGAACCUCCUGGUAUAGAAGCUAGAACUCCCACACUUCGAAAACCAUAUCCUUUCAUGCCCAAUGAGAUUGAAAAGCCAAAGCAAUUCAAGCAAACUCAGGGUUACUUGAACAGGUGGGAUGAUGGUGGUUAUGAUGAACAUCAGCAACAUCAUCAUCAUCAGCCAAAGCAUCCCAAGCUGCAACACCAGCAACAGGUUCAAAAUCGUUACUCUUCCACGCCACAAGGUUACUAUGAGCAGAACCGCGAGACAAAUGAGAUUGUGUUUGGUGCGGUUCAAGAACAUGAUGGAAGGCGUGAAGCCAUGGUGAUCAAGGCUGUGGAUUAUGGGGAUCCCAAAUUUAGUCACCAAAAUGUCAGGCCUAGGUUGAAUUAUGUUGGUUACUCCCAUGGUUAUUGAUAUUGAAGAAGAUUAGUGAUGAUUUCAUAGCAUCAAAAUUACAUAAGGUUUACCAACAAUGUGUUGGUUCGAGUGGAAGAAGCUCCAGUCUCACCAAGUAUGUGUAUGAAAAAUAUACAAUUGGGAGAGAGGUCAUCACUUUGGUAUCUGACAGUACCUCGAGAGAUAAGUCUAUCACCUAUGAAUGCGAUACUCUGGAAACUGAAAGGUUAUAGAAGGUUCAAUGCUUAAUUUUCUCUACCUAGGCAUGACACAUUAGUCCUAAAAGAAUCAAAAUCAUAACAAAGGAAAAAGAGGACACUGCAGUCUUGGAAAAUUUCUUCUGAGUAAAUGCUGUAAUUUAGGUGAGUACUAAUGCUUGUGUGCAAUUUUCACUAAAAUUUUAUUUCAAUAUACAAUCUGAUCAGACAAAUUAUUAAGAGAAAAGAAAAAAGUAAGAGUGGGAUUUGUGGAAGGAAUUGGACUUGCCUUUAUUUUACAGUGACAGAUCAAAGAACAAAGGAAUUAAGUAUG
Lotus japonicus is the source of this 2174-nucleotide messenger RNA. RefSeq lists its product as uncharacterized. The coding region runs from base 87 to 1661 and encodes 524 amino acids. The record is from RefSeq and is a predicted model, not a curated record. NCBI's taxonomy places the organism in Eukaryota, Viridiplantae, Streptophyta, Magnoliopsida, Fabales, Fabaceae. The transcript is spliced from 7 exons.